This is a messenger RNA of Papaver somniferum (opium poppy), 3806 nucleotides long. RefSeq names its product disease resistance protein RGA2-like. Bases 15 to 3308 code for a protein of 1097 amino acids. Gene Ontology annotation, molecular function: ADP binding. Lineage: Eukaryota; Viridiplantae; Streptophyta; Magnoliopsida; Ranunculales; Papaveraceae. The transcript has 2 exons. The record is from RefSeq and is a predicted model, not a curated record. Gene Ontology annotation, biological process: defense response to other organism.
GCCAAUAUUGCAAAAUGGUGUUUGAAGUAGAUCUUGUUGUUACUGGUGUAGCUGAAAUCCUGAAGAAAUUAGUGUCUAUUGUUGCUCAAGAGAUUGCUCUUACUUGGGGUAUCGAGGAUGAGCUGAAAAAACUUGAAAGAACCUUGGAGAUGAUUCAGGCUGUAACUGUUGAUGCUGAGAAGAAGCAAGCAAAUGAUGCUGCUGUCAGACUUUGGUUGAGAAGGCUUAAAGAUGUUGCUUAUGAUGCAGAUGAUGUGUUGGAUGUUUUCUCCUAUGAAGCCAUGCGUAGGCGGGAAAUGAAUCGUAAGAUAGAUAAGGUACGCGCGUUUGUUACAUUCUCGAAUCCACUUGCAUUUCGCUUAAAGAUGGCUCAUAAAAUUGAAGAUAUCAAUAGAAAAUUAGAUGAAAUUGCCAGUGAUAAGGAUAAGUUUCAGUUGCAAGUGACUAGUGGUAGUAUUUGUAGUGCUCACAAUCAGACUAUUAAGCCAUGGAACCGAGUAACGUCUUCCUUUGUAGAUGAAUUAAAAAUUGUAGGAAGAGAGAAUGAAAAGUUAGAUAUAGUGAAGAUGUUAAUGACUAUCCAUACAUCAUCAUCUGUAAGUUUUAGACAUGAAGAAAAAGUUCCGGUCGUAUCCAUAGUGGGUAUGGGGGGGAUUGGGAAGACUGCAUUAGCACAAUUGGUGUUUAAAGAUGACACAAUUGAGAAAAGUUUUGAAUUGAGAAUCUGGGUUUGUGUAUCUGAUAAUUUUGACAUCUAUAGGAUCUUAAGAAACAUAGUCGAGUCCAUUACAAGAACAAAGUAUGAUGAUGUAUCCAAUAUGGAGGUCUUGGUAGGUAAUGUUCAUGAAAAGUUGAGUGGGAGGAGAUAUUUAUUAGUGCUUGACGAUAUGUGGAAUGAGAAUGCAGAGGACUGGGAGAAUCUUAGGAGUUUGCUAAAUGUGGGAGCUCGAGGGAGCAAACUCUUAGUCACUACACGUAACAACACAGUUGCAUCCAUUGUUGGGUGUGUAAUUCCUGCGUACAAUUUAAAACAGUUACCCGAAGAUGAAUGCUGGUCUAUUAUCAGGAAUAAAGUGUUUUCUCCUGGCGGAGCGUCUGAGACUCCAAAUAUGACAAUCAUAGGGAAGGAGAUAGCGAGAAAAUGUGCUGGUUUACCACUUGCUGCAAAUUUUCUUGGAAGUCUUAUGCGCUUAAGAAAAGAUGAGAGUCAUUGGAUGUCAAUUCGGGACAGUGACAUUCUGAAUGCAGGGGAAAGUCAAAAAAGAAUCAUAUCAAUUCUGAGAUUGAGCUAUGAUAAUUUGCCGUCACAUCUGAAACAAUGCUUCUGCUACUGGUCUUUAUUUCCGAAAGGUUUCAUGGUUGCUAGAGAAAGUCUGAUUCAAAUAUGGAUAGCUGAAGGAUUCCUUCAUCCAUCUUACGGAGGAAAUGGAAGAUCACUCGAAGAUAUUGGAAAUGAUUAUUUUGAGAGUUUGGUUUCUAGUUCGUUCUUUCAGGAAAUAGAGAAGGAUGAGUUUGGUGACAUCCAAGGAUGCAGGAUGCAUGAUUUUGUACAUGAUCUUGCACAAAGUGUCGUCGACAUUCAUGAGUUCACAGGCCUGAAUGUGAGUGCCAUGGAGAAUAUUUCUGAAAUUCGUCGACUGCAAUUAGACUCAGAUGAAAGAAUAUCUCAAACAUUUCCAGAAGUCUUAAAUAGUGCAAACAAAUUGCGCACAAUAUUUUCUCUGAAUGAAGAUUUUGUGGGAAUCAAUGAUUUGAUUGGUAACAAGAGCUUGCGUGUAAUAUUGCUGCGCGGUGGAAACCAAAUUCCAGCUUUUACUUUUAAGUUUAAGCAUUUGAGGUACCUCUCCCUCUCAGAUUCUGACAUUGGAGGUGUGUCCAUCAGCCAACUUUACAAUUUGCAGACAUUGGUGCUUUUUCGUUGCGUUAACAUUCAAAAGACUGUCAAAUACAUAGGGUGUUUGAAAAAUCUAAGGCACUUACAUCUCAUGUAUUCGGAUGUAAAAAUGCUACCUGAUUCUGUCGUUAGCCUCUCUAAUUUGCAGACAUUGGAUCUCUUUGCCUGCAGAUUGUUUGAAGCGCUACCCUUAAGAAUUGGGUUGUUGAAACAUCUAAGCUGCAUUGAUCUCUCAUUUACAGCAAUCACAGAAUUACCAGAUUCAGUCACUUGCAUCAGCCAUUUGAGAAUGUUGAAGUUCGCCAAUUGUAAAAAUUUAGAUGCAUUACCUGGAGAAUUUGGAGCAUUAGCACAAUUAAGGUGCCUUGAUUUGGGUGGUACGAAGAUUAAAUUAUUGCCUGAAUCAUGCAUUGGCAACCUCUGCAAUUUGGAGAUAGUGCAUCUUGGAGAUAAGUGUGAGUUCCCAAAUGAAGUUAAGAACUGGCCGAAAUUGAGACGUCUGACACACAAUGGAGAAGACACAUCUGAUGCAAUAAUGCCCAGAGGUAUAGAAAUGCUAACUUCCCUGGAAGAAAUAAAGCCUUAUGUGGUGAGGAAAGAAGAGGUCUCUGUCGCGACCAGUAAUUCUAGUGGCAUUCAAGAAUUAGCAAGCCUAAAUUCCCUUCAGGUGUUGGUAAUAAAAAAUCUAAGCAGGGUGAGAGGCGAAAAAGACGCUAAGAGAGCAAAGUUAAUGGACAAGCAAAAUAUUCAAUAUCUGGAACUACACUGGGAAGACUUAUCUGGUUGUGAUGUCAACCAUGAUAUGGUGUUGGAAGGUCUGCAACCUCACUCCAACUUGGCAGAAUUGAAAAUAUGGGGAUUCCAUGGGUUAAAGCUUCCGAAGUGGAUGGAUUCAUCUUCUAACAGCCUCCCGAAUUUGGUGAAGUUAACCUUGCUCGAGUGCGUUAGUUGUGAGCAGCUUCCAGCACUGGGUGGACUCCCAUUUCUUAGAGUCCUUCAGAUUGGUGUAAUGAAGUCGGUGAAGUAUUUGGGUCAAGAGUUUUAUUACCAAGGGAAUGCACAAGAAGAAAGCAGCAUUUCUGGAUUUGCAACACCACCAACAUUUUUCCCUUCAUUAACUCAGUUGUUCAUUGCAGGGAUGAAACUUUUAAAAGAAUGGGUUGCUCCUCCACCACCUUGCAGUUCUUUCCCUUUCCUUGAGGUUCUUGAGAUUGUUGACUGCCCUGUCUUAACAUUGCUACCGGAUUUACGGUUACAGACUUCUCUCCGCAAAUUAACCAUAUGGAAGUGCGAGAAAUUGAAGGAGUCUAUACCGUAUGAUCUCAAGAAAUCCCUCACAUUUCUUGAAAAACUGGAAAUUGAUUUUAUUCAAAAAGACGAGCAGCGAGGAGUCCAGCACCACCCAAAUCAGUAACCGGCAGGUCAUCACUGAAUUACCACAUCAGCUCUUGGUUAUGGAAUGCAGCUGGUGAGUUACUUUUUUCUUUCAUAUCUAUGUUAUUGUUGUAGGAGUUAAAUAUCGCACAUAUUAAUAAUCACGCGAAGUGAAGAAUACAACAUACGCGAGGAAUAUCGCACAUAGUAAAUUGAGAUGUCACAUCAGAUGACAUCAGCAAAGUCACGAGUAAAGUGUGAGGAGUUAUGCGAAGAUGUAAGAUAUGUGAAGAUGAGCGAUUGUAUAUGAGCGAAUAUGUCGCACAAAGAUCCCGAAAAUAAAGGGAUUCUUAGCUGUCAUCCACUAUGUAAAACCCUAUAUAAAGGAGAGAGUAGUUGUCUUGUAAAGGAUUCUAGGACAAGUUUCGUAAGAGAGGUUGAAAGAGAGAGAAAGUGAGUUUAGUUUACAAAAAGUGUUAUUGUAGAUUUCCAUCUAUCUUGUAAACAAUCUGAAUAUAUUCAAUUAAUAAGAUCAUUA